AUGCGUUUCUCAGCUGCCUUUAUCUCAUCCCUUGUCUUGUCUAGCACUGCGGUAGCUGGGUCUGUUAAUCAGACAACUGCUGUCGGAGCAGCUCCUUCAUCUCAGGCUGACUCCGAGACGCAGUCAGUCACGCCGCAGAAUGUCAAUGCGGAUGCCGUAUCCGAUGUUCCUCCCGUCGAUACUGCCAAGGCCACCUCGAGUUCACUGGACUCCAUAGAGGCAACUCAGCCUCCUGCUGCCACAUCUGAUCCCAGUGGAAGCAAAGAUAGUGUCGCCAACAAUGAGCCCACGGAUAUUCCAAGCGGAGAGCCAUCACAACAUACAACUCAGCCCGUUGCUCAGGAUCCUGCCACUACCAACUCUGUUGCAGCUAGCAACGAUCCUCAUACCAAGGUGCCAGGUUCAAAGCCAUCCGGUACUCCUUCCACAGAGACUGCUACUGUGACUCGCACUGGUACUGCUGCCGCAAACACUAGUACAUAUAACGGUGACGAAGAUGAUGGCACUCUUUUCAGUUCUUGGAAUGACUUCGGUGAUUUCUUAGAUGGAUUGAACGGUCUUCUGUCGCCCACAUUAUUGGAAGAUAUCGAAUCGUUCUUCCAUCACGUUUCUUGGUUGCUUGAUGAUCAGACAACGACCAACACGAAGACUUUGAUCAACACGGCUUCCGGUCUCCUCACUAAGAGUCUUAUCAACAAGUUGGAGGGUCUUUUGGACAAUGCUAGCGACCUGCUAUCACCUGAACAAUUGCUUCCUGAGCUCUCGCCUCAACUUCUUAAGGACGCAACCAGUUUGCUUGACAAUGCAAACAAGCUUCUUACUCCUGAAACCACUUCUGAGCUCCAGAAUCUGAUUUCAACUGUGGCUCCAAUCAGUAAACCCGAGUUCCUACAAGAAGUUCAUAGCCUGCUUACCAACGGCAACAAGCUUCUUACACCUCAAUUCAUCGACGAGACUCGCAGCCUGAUCGGUACUGUGGCGCCAGUCAUCACUCCAGACUUAUUGAAGGAGGUAAACUCUUUGCUCUCUAAUGGAAACAAACUGCUUUCGCCUGAUUUCAUUGAUGAGACGAAGCAAUUGAUUGGCGCUGUGGCACCUAUCAUCACCCCUGCCUUGUUGAAGGAAGUGAACUCCCUCCUCUCGAACGGUAACAAGCUCCUCUCGAACGGUAACAAGCUCCUCUCGCCCGAUUUCAUCGACGAGACGAAGCAGCUCAUUGGAACUGUCGCACCCGUCAUCACUCCUGAGCUCCUUAAAGAAGUCAACAGCCUGCUUACCAAUGGGAAUAAGCUUCUGACUCCUGAUUUCAUCAACGAGACUCGUGGUUUGAUCGGUACUGUGGCCCCAGUUAUCACACCAGAACUAUUGAAGGAAGUGAAUUCUUUGUUGUCCAACGGUAACAGCCUGUUGUCGCCAAACUUUGUCAACGAGACCAAGGGAUUGAUUGGUACAGUGGCACCAUAUAUUACUCCCGAGCUCCUCAAGGAGGUCAACACCUUACUCUCCAAUGCAAAUAGUCUCUUGAAUGAGAAGACUACUAGAGAGAUGACCAAUCUUUUUGAUAUGAUUGGUCCGGCAUUAACGCCAGAGCUCUUGCAGAAUGUGUCUUGGUUUUUGGGUAACGGUACCACUCUGCUGAGCCCGGGUUUCGUCAACAAAACAAUGGGAUUGAUCGAUGGAAUUGCGCCCGUUAUCACGCCAGAGCUUCUGAGCCAAGUCGGCGGAUUAUUGAAUAAUGCAGAUGAUCUUCUGACCAAGAAGUUUGUCAAUGAGACACAAAUUCUGAUCGAGGAUGCCUCGGAUAUACUUCCGUUGGUGACGAAUCUGCUGAGAGCGCUCUGA
This is a messenger RNA of Penicillium malachiteum, 1842 nucleotides long. RefSeq lists its product as uncharacterized. Bases 1 to 1842 code for a protein of 613 amino acids. The transcript has 4 exons. The record is from RefSeq and is a predicted model, not a curated record. Lineage: Eukaryota; Fungi; Ascomycota; Eurotiomycetes; Eurotiales; Aspergillaceae.